This is a messenger RNA of Pomacea canaliculata, 6662 nucleotides long. Its product is annotated as transcription factor E2F7-like. Gene Ontology annotation, biological process: regulation of transcription by RNA polymerase II. Gene Ontology annotation, cellular component: RNA polymerase II transcription regulator complex. Lineage: Eukaryota; Metazoa; Mollusca; Gastropoda; Architaenioglossa; Ampullariidae. Bases 134 to 3106 code for a protein of 990 amino acids. The record is from RefSeq and is a predicted model, not a curated record. Gene Ontology annotation, molecular function: DNA-binding transcription factor activity, RNA polymerase II-specific; RNA polymerase II cis-regulatory region sequence-specific DNA binding. The transcript is spliced from 12 exons.
CAAUCUCCAGACGAUAUUCGUCGUGAAGAGCAUUCGUUGUUAGACGCGCCGUACGCGAAGGUCGAAACGGAAGGGGCGUUGGAGUAGUGUGUUUAAGUGUCUUCUCGCCGAUGAGACAUCAUAUUCAACAGGUAUGGCUGAUGUCAACAGUAUUGGUCAAAGAUCCACAAAAAGCAGUAGCCCUAAAAAAAUUGCUGACAUACAGUUUCGAUUGACAGAACGUUCUGAAAAUACAGUGGAUACUCAAACAGUGUGGAAACAUGAUUUGAAAAUAUGUUGUGAUACUGAGGCCGGCAGGCCCAGAAGCAAAAAUUGUCUAAAAGGCAAAGAGAAUAGAAUGAAACGGUCAGCUUCCCUGAUGUCAAGAAACCGAAAACAUUUGCAAAGAAAAUGUGGAUUGCAGAAUGGGCAGGUAGGAAACUUUCACAGGAGUUUCUCAGACACAAAUGGCUUGGCAGACAAACUGCGAGUUAGUGAAGAUACCAGGGGCAGCCAGAAUAAGGAAAGAACGUUCAAGGAAAGUUUAAAAUGUAGCAGUGCGACUCCUUCCAAAGAACUGGAGGAGGCAAUGGAAGCCCCUCCUUCUCCCACUGCCAACCUCAAAAUGCUUAUCAGUGCAAUCAGUCCAGACAUUAGGAAGAUGGAGAGGGGGCAACAAGUGAUUGACCAAGCAGAGAACAGUCAAGAUGUGUUGGGAGAUGAGUCUAGCAUGGAACCAGUUGAGAUGGAUUCAGAAUUUGCUUCAUCUCAAGAAGGUGAUUGUGUGAAACACUGUGCUGGAUCUAGGAAGGAAAAGUCUUUAGGACUCCUUUGUCAAAAAUUUAUACAAAAGUAUCCUUCAUACCCCCCAAGUGAUGAAACUAUUGAGAUAGGCCUGGAUGAAGUAGCAAAAGACCUGAAUGUUGAAAGAAGAAGAAUCUAUGAUAUUGUGAAUGUACUGGAGAGUGUAGAAGUUGUUAGUCGUCUUGCAAAAAACAAGUAUGCAUGGCAUGGAAAAACCAACCUUGUACAUACUCUUGCCAAGUUAAAGGUUUUGGCCAUUAAAGAAGGUUUUGCUGAACGUAUUGAGCGAAUGAAAAACAAGGCACUGGACCAAGAGGUGGAUUCAAAAGCAGGACAUUCCCUGUUGCCAUCCAAAACAAAUCAGGAGAGUGAAGAUCUGUUUCACAGCAAUGAUGAUUGUUUGGAAGACCUUAAACAAAAAGUUGAGAUGAGGAAAGAGAAAUCUCUGGGAAUAAUGAGUCAGAAAUUCCUGAUGCUGUUCUUAAUUUCAGAGCAAAAAAAGAUCAAUCUAGACUUUUCAGCAAAAGUGCUUAUCGGGGAUGCAGAUCUUGAUAAGCAGGAAAGCUCUAAAUUUAAAACAAAAAUACGGCGCCUGUAUGACAUUGCCAACAUUUUAACAAGCCUUAGACUCAUCAAAAAAGUCCAUGUGAUAGAAAUCCGGGGUCGCAAACCUGCUUUUGAAUAUAUAGGGCCUGAACUAGAUACAUUGGAUAAUGUAGGUGUGUGUAACAGUGAUGGGUGGCACCGACCUAGUUCAAGACAUUCCAUGCUGGACUGUGUCAGGAAUGAAAAUGUUGCUUUGCUGCUUCACAAUACCUUUCGACCUAUCCGGCCAGCAUUACCAACAGGAUUUUCAAGGCAUUCGUCGUUUGACCAGAUAUGCCAAGUGGCAGAGAAAGAAAGAUCUCGUCUCUAUGGUUGUGCUUCAGAACCUUCUAGUCCUGUGAAAAAACUUAAAUUUAAAGAUGCCAGAGAACCCAAAAUAGAAGUCAAACGCUGCAACACUGACCCCAAAAGCAGAAUGGAGCUAGUUAAUAGUUCUGCCUCGCCUUCUACCAAUAAAUCUAUUGACAGUGUGAUCCAGCAUCGACCUGUGGUGAAGAGAGAUACUCUCAUCAUAAAGGCAAAGAGCUUUUCUGGACCUGCAGCCAGUGGCAAACAAACCAAGCCUGUACCUUUCACAUCAGAUCAAAUUCAUGAAAUCAUCUGGUCCAUAAAGCACCCUGUAAAAACCAAGCAGGAUGCAGCUACACAAUCAUCACCAGAAAAUGUGCAAGAUGGUCCGUCUGCUGCUGGCCUGCUGAUGCUGUCCCCUUCUGAAGGCCUUAGUAUGGCAAGCAUAAAUGAACACACACCAACAGCUGGCAGGGUUACCAAGUGCAGCGGUCAGAAGCACUGUUAUGUGGAGGUCGAAGUGUCUGGCUGCGAGGAGAAACGUAUUAAGUUAGAACUGACCACUCCUCCUUCUACUGGAGGCUCCAAGAGUUUACCACACAUGCAAAAUAUAAACAGAGGACUGAACACAGAGAAACUGGUAAUCAAGCCUAAAGGAAAGUCAUCAUCUACCAGAGCCCUCACUUUCCUUUCUGAUGAGACACAUGAGAGCACACAGCACUCUAGUGAUCCUCUUAUGGCACUCUGUGCUCCUAAACCUGUAGCUACACGACCACAGCCAAAUGUCCACCAUGUUACAAUGCAGCUGCCCAACAGUCAGGCCAGUGCAAGCAGCGUUUAUCAUGUGCCAGUCAUGAAUGCCUUGCAGGAGGAUGUCAGUAAACCCACAAAAAUUGUUCUUUCAAAUGGCAACUUUUCCUCUGCCAGUGUUGUUAACCCUACAACACCCACUUUAGUGUCUUUGCCUUCCACUUACAUGCCACACUGCAGGAUGCUCCCCUCGUACAAAACCUCACCUGCUGAUAAACCUGUGCAAAUUCUUUCACAUAGCUCUAUGGUCUUGCCUGGUAGUUCUAGCCAACCAGUAAACAUCAUGGUCCCAGUUACCUUCAGCCCACCCCUUACUCCCAGCGAAGAUAACCCAUGCUCCUCAGUCAUGUUCACAUUUCCUGGCAUGGGCUCCCCUCAGGCAUGCACUCCAGCACCUCCAUUACAGUCACAGUCCACAGCUUUCCAGGUAGUACAACACUCUGCUUCCUCCUCCCUUAGAAUGUUACCUGCUUCUCCCCCAUCUUCUCAAGCAACCUCUCACAUCCGGAUUGUUUUGCCUGUCACAGAUGCUUCAUCUGCGGCAACAUUAGCAAUCCCCUCUCCAUUUGUUACCUGUGCCAAUUCUGCUAUUCUGCAGGCCAGAACAGCAGACAGCUAAAACGAGUAACAAAGUAUCUUGUAUCUUCUGCCUUUUGAAGACUUGGGGAUGCAAUUGAAGAUUCUGGUUAAUACUUUGUUGCCUAAUAACAUGAAUUCAAGUUCUGAUUUAUGCUGAUAAUCUCAGGAAUGGAUUGAAUGGUAUUGCCUGACCUGCAUCUUCUGUGCUGCCAUCAAAGCAUUGAAUAGCUCAACUCUGCAAAGAUAGUAUAAUGGUACUUUCUCAUGAAGGAACGAGACCCUUCUAUAUGUCUAUAAAUUUUUCUUUGUUAGAGCAAUUUCAUUUUAUGACAAUAUUUUAAUGGGGAUAAAAAGGACCAGGCAAUUUGGAUGCAUCUUUCAAAACAGUGGAUUCCUUCCAGAAACAGAUGGUCUUUGCUGAAAUUUUAUUUCAGUCUCAUAAAUGUGACUACAUGUGCAUCCACUUGCUGGAAAGUUUCUCAAAGCUUGUAUACCGACUGAUGACUUUCCAAGCGAAGAAAAAUUGUUGUUUCACUUAAAAGAUCUCAUGUUUCAUAAAGCAUGCAAGGUUAGUGUUUUAAAACAAAUAAUUUAAAUGUUUUCUGUUUCUUUUGUUAGGAUUUCUAUAUCUGUUUCUAGUCAAGACAUUUUGAAUUUGUUUGUCUUGUCCAGGUGUUGGAUCAUUUUAGAUUAAAGUGCUGGAAUAACAACUUAGCUUUUACAUCUUACGCACUUCAUGUUUUCCAAAAUGCAGUUCUGUCAUUUAAAUGUAUGUAUUAUAGGUACAAAGCUUACACCUUUAAAAUAAUACAUACUAUUUACACUUCUUUUUAUUAAUCCUAAAGAUGUGACCUAUGUAAUUUUAUAUGUCUUCAAUGUUUGGAAGCAUAGAGAAGAAAAGUAAGAGUCUCUUGUUAAUCCCUUCUUAAUUCCAUAUGCAUUUCCUUCCUAGUGUCAGCAUCAUAUUAUAUGAAUUACAGUUUUUCUGUAAACUUAUCGAUAGUUUUUUUUAAAAAAACAGUUUUAAAAUGUUUAGUUUCCUGGGAUUUUUGUCUGCACUAGUAACUCCUUGAAUACCUCGGGUUUAAAAAUCUUCGGUAGCAUUAGUACAUUAUACUUCUGUGUAAAAUUUAGACUUGUAAAACUCUUCUUUCUCAGAGACUUGCCAUAAGCUUUUGUGUAGGGCUUCACAUUGUUGGUGAUGAAGGAGGUAAAAUUCCUAUAAAAACCUUGCUAUAAUUUAAGGGUGCCUUUAUUGUUGUGAAGGUGCUUUUCUUUUCUCUUUUUUUCUUUCUUUCUUUCUUUCUUUCACUUGAAAAUGGGGGUUGUUGCAUGCAUUUUAAGAAAUGUUUAACAUCGAAGAUGGUGGCAGUCUACACAAGCCUUUAAUUCAAAAGUGGAAAGCCUCGUGUUUCAAAAUGCAGGGAAAAUGGCCAAAAGGUUAUACCAAUAUUUAUGGAAAGAUGUUCGAUCACUUUGCUGUAUGUUUUGUUAGAACUUGCUUUACCUCCUAAAUGCCGAUAAGCUCAGAUGAAUACCUUAUUACUCACUGCUGAAUUUAUUACCUAUACCCUUCGCAUUUAGGAAUGCUUGACUAUUCUGGAUUGGUGAAUAUACUAUAAAGGUAGCAUAUUUUUGGUUGUAAAUACUAGCUUUCUACGUUUGCUUUGAAACAUUGUCAAUAAUUAUAAUUUAUUUGUAAUUUUCUCAGAGUGUAAAAUGCAAGGUUUUGGGGAAAGUGUAAAUGUCAAAUCUAUUUUAAAUUUCUGUUGUUAAAGUUUGUUGUUUUGAGGAUGUUCAUGUCUUGCUGGUUUCUUGUUUCUAGAAUCAACAUUCAGAUAAAUUCAGCUUUGCUGGAAUAAUUGUCAGUUAAAAUAAUUUUUCCAGAUUCCUGGCAUUGACUAAUUUAAUAUUCAAGCCAACAACAUCUGGAUAAUCUCUGUUUUGGUUGUGUUUACUUACCCCCACCUUCAUUUCAUCAGAUACUGGUUAAGAAACAUCUACACUAUUUGCAGAAUCAAGAUAUGUCCAAUACAGAACUGUUUGCUUAUUGCCCGACCUUGCAAAUGUGUGAACAGUCAGAAAAAUGCUAUUGGGAUUUUAAAUUCACACAGAAAAAUCCAUGUUAGCCCUCUGCCUGAACAGUUAACCUCUUUUUGGCCAGGCAGGUCUUGUUUACACUGUUCUCCAUCUGACCCAUGUCUUAAAGGGAUGAAACUUUUGUUUUUCUUCCUUUGCUUCUAUGCUUGAAGCCCUUACAAGAACAAGUUGUACUUAAAUCAAAUCUUAUUAAAAAGAAAUAUAAUCCAGCCUUUUAGCUUGUAUUGUGCUAUCAUUUUCUUUCUGCUUCUUUUAAAACUGUUUACAUUGUUUAUGAAUCACAACUAUUGCGUAAAAUAGAAGUUGGGAUCUUCUAUUAUAUCUGCUUUAUUAGGUCUGAUUUUUACAAAGUUUUAUUGGCCAUUCUAUCAAGGAAAGAACCAGUUUUAACAUUCUAAUUUCCUAAAGAUCAUCUCCAUUUUAACAGCCAGCUGUGUAUUAAGCAAGAUGCUGAUUCAUCAAGACAGCUCUUUUUUUUUUUUUUUUUUUUUUUUUUUUGUUUCCUAAAUUAUUAAAGAUAACAUGUAUUGCUAUAAUCUUGCUACUUAUAUUUGCCUUUAUGGCAAAGUGUUAUGUAUUUUGCUAAGAUUGGCAGCUCAGAUAAAAAGCUGUGACUUCUAAGCCUGUCAGUAUUUGUCUAUCGCUGUUACCACGUUUUGUCCAUGUUAAAUGGGUUUGAACCCAGAUUGUACAGCACAGGCCUAAAGUGUCUGGAGUGUGUAGUCUAUUUAUUAAAAAAAAUGUUUCACUACUGCACACCUUUGUUUUCUGCUAGCUAUGCAAAUUGUUUUAAGACCAAGAACCCAGUUACAGUUAUUGUCUAUAAUGCAGCAUGUUUAUCCUUGAUAAUGUUUUUCACCUUCUACAUGCUUUGUACAUGUAUUGUUGAACAAUUUUAAAAAGAACCAAUUCAUUAAAAAGAAAACUGGGGUUUUUUAAAGGGGGGACGGUAUAGUGCUUGUGCUUUAUAUUUUUUGACAAGUGCAAGUAAUAGAGCACAGAGUUAAAUAUUUUUAACACCGGGAUUUCCUGUUCCUCUUGUGGUACCUAAACUUUUUCAUAAUUCGUUUUAUUUUCACAUGUUAAGCACAUGCUGAUUUCAGAUUGUAAACUUUAAUAUGUAUCAGACAGACAAAAAAUUGUAUCAAUAGCAGUACAGUAAGUUUUAACUUUUUGCAUAUAUUUGUCAACAUUCAUGACUAUGAUAUUCUUUGCAAUGAAUGUAGCGUGGGAUAUGUAUAAUUAGAGUGGUUCUUUUUAAAUGUAAGCAGCUUGACAUGCAUGUGGGUUACCUGUGUAACCAGAGAGAGUAUACUGUACUCCUGUUUCAUUAAAAAAAAAAAAAUAACAGGAUUCUGUUACCCCAAGUGUGACUACUAUGUCAAUGCAAAAAAUGCUGAAGUGCUUUUAUGCAUUUGGGAAUAAAUGAGAUGCAGAAUGUGGACUGCACCCUUCAUGAGACAGGUUGAGUGAAGUGUAUAGUAAAUCAUCAGUCU